Vicia villosa (hairy vetch) is the source of this 2085-nucleotide messenger RNA. RefSeq lists its product as uncharacterized. Lineage: Eukaryota; Viridiplantae; Streptophyta; Magnoliopsida; Fabales; Fabaceae. Bases 1 to 2085 code for a protein of 694 amino acids. The record is from RefSeq and is a predicted model, not a curated record. Gene Ontology annotation, biological process: proteolysis. The transcript has 3 exons. Gene Ontology annotation, molecular function: aspartic-type endopeptidase activity.
AUGUCCUACCCACCUCAACAAAGCAGAUUCCAAGGUCCUCCGAGGAAAUUUGAUCCUCUACCCAUUUCCAAAAGUGAAAUACUAAAGUACUUGCUGAACGAGCAACUGGUAGAACUCAGGCCUAUGGCACCUCCACCUCCCGGAAAAGCUGCCCCUAAUUUCAGGGCUAAUGAAAGGUGUGAAUUUCACGACAACUCUCCCGAACAUACAUUGGAAAAGUGCUGGGCAUUUAGGCACAAGGUUCAAGACCUGAUAGAAUCAGGGGCUAUUGCUUUUGACAAACCUAACGUAAAGACAAACCCUAUGCCUCGCCAUGAUGGCACAGUCAAUGCGAUAGAGGUGGUCACUGAGCAAGAGUUUGUUCAACAACGGAACUCCCCCAUAGAUGCCCUCAAGAGGUAUCUACUUGCAAAGGGGUUUAUCCUCGAACAUAACGAUGCCUUUAAGACAACCCUGCAAAGACUGGUCGAUCAAGGGGUAGUUCGGUUUAAGGAAUAUCCUGAAGAGGAAUAUGUGGCCAUGCUGGAGAGGAAUGAACCAUUGAUAAUACCUAGGCAAGGGGCAAGGAAGACAUUAAUCAUCCCCUGCGCCAAGUCACCAUUGCUGAUACCUGCACAGGUGCACACUAGGAUCAUCCCGGUCAGAAACCCAUACCUUAUAGACAAAAUGAAAGCAGUCCCUUGGGAAUAUGAGUCUAAUACUAAUACCGACGUGACAAACAUCGUUGGGCCUGGGGGCAUGACUCGUAGUGGCCGCAUAUUCAAUACUGCAAAACCAAACGAGAACCUGGCACAAGCAAGUGAUCAAACUACUGUGGUCCCUACUGAAAAGAGCACAUCCAAAGACAAAGAGGCCACUAACAAAGAUGCUGAAGAGUUCUUGGCAUUGAUCAAGAAAAGUGAUUAUAAGGUGGUGGACCAGUUACACCAAACUCCGUCCAGGAUAUCACUCAUCUCGCUGCUGAUACAUUCAGAAAAACACCGAGACACCUUGAUGAAGAUCUUGAGCGCUGCCCAUGUGACUAAAGACAUCACUGUAAAUCAAUUUGAUGGAAUGGUGGCUAAUCUUACUGCUGGGGCAUGCUUAAGUUUCAGUGAACACGAGUUGCCCUCACAAGGGAAGGAGCAUAACAAAGCCCUGCAUAUCUCCAUGCAAUGUGGAAAAGCUCAUAUGUCUAGAGUACUGAUCGACACAGGGUCUUCAUUAAAUGUGAUGCCAAAGGCCACCUUAGACAAGAUAGAUUUGGAAGGACUGAUAAUAAGACCAAGCCGUCUGGUGGUCAAGGCCUUCGAUGGAUCGCAAAGCCCGGUGUUCGAGGAGGUGGACCUUCCUGUGGUAAUAGGCCCCCAUACAUUCUGCAUCAAUUUCCAAGUAAUGGAGAUUGAACCUGCGUAUACCUGCUUAUUGGGACGUCCUUGGAUCCAUGCUGCUGGGGCAGUUACCUCCACUCUGCAUCAAAAGAUGAAAUUUAUAGAUGGGAACUCUAUAGUAACCGUCAAUGGGGAGGAGGACAUAUUUGUCAGCAAUCUAGACUCAUACCGAUACAUUGAGGCUGGAGAAAAAGCAUUAGAAACUUCAUUCCAAGCGCUAGAGAUUGCCACUGCUGUCACGCUACCAAUUGAGAAAAUGCGAAGGGCGGUGACAUCCUGGAGAGACCUGCAAGACACAAGGAUGGAAGGCUGGGGCAAGGUUCCAGAAGUGCAAGAGAAAAGAGAUCGUCUGGGGUUAGGAUGCCAGCCAACAAAGAAGGCUGCAAAGGAAGAACAACGAUUCCCUCCGAUUGCACAAACUUUUGUCACAGCUGGAUAUGAGCAUGUAUCCAUGAUAUCCAGCAUGGAGGACAAGGAACCCAAGAACAUCAAGAUUGGGGCAACACUGAACGAGAAUGUGAAAACGACACUGGUCAAACUCCUCAAUGACUAUGUGGAAAUAUUCGCUUGGUCAUACCGUGACAUGCCUGGGCUGGAUAUAGACAUCGUCGUGCAUAGGCUACCACUCAAAGAGGGUUGUACACCGGUCAGACAAAAACGCAGAAGAGUUCGACCCGACAUGGAUAAUAAAAUCCGAGAAGAGAGAUCUGAAUAA